GCACCUUCCCUCAACAACAUCCGCCAAAUCAUGGCAUCCACCGAGCAACUACGCCCAAACCAAUCUCCAACCGAAAACCACGACAAUGCCUCCACAACACCAAUCGCCCCCAGAAAACUCUUCACAACCUCUUUCACCCUCAUCCUCAUCGCGCUCAACAUCAGCAUCUUCUGCGUCGCCCUUAUGAACGUCAUCAUCCCCGUCUCCGUCCCCAAAAUCACAGACGAAUUCCACAGCCUCGACAGCAUAGGCUGGUACGCCGCCGCCUACCUCAUCCCGACCUGUGCGUUCCAACCCCACUACGGAAAACUUUACGCACGAUAUUCUGCGAAAUGGACGAUUCUGGGUGCUUUGAUGUGCUUUGAGGCUGGAAUCUUGGUUUCGGCGUUCUGUCGAAGCUCGAACGUUUUUAUUUUUGGGAGGGCGUUGGCGGGGAUGGGUGCUGCGGGGGUUUAUUCUGGGGCGCUUUAUAUUAUUGCGGUGUUGACGCCGGCGGAGAAGACGCCGGCUGUGCAGAGUAGUGUUGGCGUUGUGAUUGGGAUUGCGAGUAUUGUGGCUCCGAUGUUGGGAGGGUGGUUGGUUGAUCAGUUUAAUUGGAGAUGGUGCUUUUUCACCAUUAUUCCGGGACCGCUGAUCGCUGGUGUUAUGCUCUUGAUCUGGUUGAAGUUGCCGGCAGUGCCGCGAAGACGAAAAACGGGGUUUGAAUUGAUCAAGAUGUUCGAUCCUCUGGGAACGAUGUUCUUCCUGGUCGGCAUCUUCUGUCUGCUCCUCGCGCUGCAGUGGGCGGGCUUGAGUUAUGCAUGGUUUGACCCACGUAUUAUCAUGCUGUCCAUCAUGUUUGCAUUCUUCUUCGUCGCGUUCAUGGGCAUUCAACUUCUCACGGGCGACAAUGCAACGAUCCCAGUACGAAUACUCGGCCAACGGACGAUCGCUGCGCUGUCCUUCUUCAUCUUGUGCCUCUUCGGCCAGUUCGCCUGCGACAUGUAUUUCCUUCCGGUCUACUUCCAAGGAGUAAAACUCAUGUCGGCAACGGAGGCUGGUAUCAACAUGAUCGCGUUCAUCGCGGCUAUGGUCUGCGCCUUGAUCGCAGCAGGUGUCCUCUCUUCAAAGCUUGGCCAAUACGUGCCGUUCUUCUACACAAGCGUCUUCUUCAUGGCAAUUGGGAACGGCAUGCUUACGACUCUGAGACCCGAGACGCCUGCCAUCUGGUACAUUGCUCAUCAGAUCAGUACGGGAGCCGGAACAGGUCUCGCUUUGCAGCUGCCAGCUACUGCAGUGCAGGCAGUCCUGCCUGAGGAAGAUUUUGCAGUUGGACUUGCGACAGUGCUCUUCUUCGAGUUCCUGGGCGGAGCUGUCUUUGUUGCUGCUGGAAAUAACAUCUUUGUGAACAAGCUUCAUCGUCGGACUGGCGUCAACCUCAACGAUGACGGUGCAACAACCGUGGUCAACAGCAGUCACGACAAAGUCAGACAGAAUCUGUACAUGGAUGCGCUGAGAUGGCCAUUUCGUUUGUCGCUGAUCUUGAGCUGCCUGGCGAUUAUCGGAGUUGUGUUUCUCGAGCGUAAGAGAGUGAAGGGAAGGGGCCAACAUCGCCGCACCAAAGACGACGAGCGGAAUCAACAGGGAGCGGCAAAUGGCAUUGAACUCAAAGAGACAUCUCCAGGUUCUAGUGCGCGUGGCUCAGAUGAUUCGUCAUGCUUUGGGUGCAGCGAUAGGCCUACUUGCAUCUUGCACCAGCCUUCGGCCGAGAAUGCUUACAUUCCGGAAAGGGACACCAGGGAGACGACCAGAGUCAAGGAUUUCCAUCUUCCUCGGGUGAUCGAGUAG
This is a messenger RNA of Cercospora beticola, 1827 nucleotides long. Its product is annotated as MDR family MFS transporter. Gene Ontology annotation, biological process: transmembrane transport. Gene Ontology annotation, cellular component: plasma membrane. Lineage: Eukaryota; Fungi; Ascomycota; Dothideomycetes; Mycosphaerellales; Mycosphaerellaceae. The record is from RefSeq and is a predicted model, not a curated record. Gene Ontology annotation, molecular function: transmembrane transporter activity.